Lathyrus oleraceus (garden pea) is the source of this 2575-nucleotide messenger RNA. Its product is annotated as protein WHAT'S THIS FACTOR 9, mitochondrial. Gene Ontology annotation, molecular function: RNA binding. Lineage: Eukaryota; Viridiplantae; Streptophyta; Magnoliopsida; Fabales; Fabaceae. Bases 960 to 2123 code for a protein of 387 amino acids. The transcript has 2 exons. The record is from RefSeq and is a predicted model, not a curated record.
UGGAUCCUCAAACGCAUGGUUUGCUUUAAUUCUCCGCGGAGAAAGAAAGAGAUCAAAGCAAUGAAACCUCCGAUGUAUCCUCAAUCUUCCUUGGUAACAAAUUAAAAUUCACAUCGGGUUGUUCUCCUGUCAACUUUGCGAAGUCAAGCUCGUAGACUCUCCUUUAGCCUGUAGGCCGAUCUCCAUAUGGAUGCGCGAGUGAAGGAAUGACGGGACUCCUCCUCUUUCCCAGAGACUUUCUUCCUCUAUCAAAAUCAAGGGGAUAAAGAAGACAUGGGCUACCGCUAAACUUUUCCUCAACUUCAACCGUUUGGUACGCUCCGGCACCUCCAAUGCGAGAAGUGCGCUAUUUCCCUAAUCCAAAUUGUCAAAACUCACGUCAUAGUAAUAAGAAGAGUUGCCUGGUACCUUUUUUUUCUUCAGUCAAGUUCAGUCAAAUCCGAAGCAGCGAAACUUUUUCUUUCCAAGAAAGUGAGACUUUUAAAGCAACGGAGAGGGAGUAAUACCGAUAAAACAAAAAAAAGUUUACAUACAAGAGUAUGGUCUUGAAUAAAAGAAGAGCAUGAACAUGAACCCUACUUUUUGAACCCUUUCUCAUUUGUAUCUUCUCGGGAAAAAAUCUCUCUUUCUUGCUCUCUCUUCUUUGGUACUCUCACUCGCCCACCCAAAUUAUCAUUAUUUCAUCACAUUCACUCAACAUUUCCCUCAACCCCAUUCUCUCUAAAGUCGACAUUUGAUCAAUCCAUCACAACUGUAUUAAGGCAGGUUAAGAGGCUGCGUGCUUUCACUCACGACUUCAUGUGCUUCUGUCUUAGGGAAGGCUAACACAACACCGCGGGAGCGUCACUUGAGAGCAAAUCUCCACUUCGCACCGCAAUUGUAAGUGCAUGAGUUCUGUUUUAUAAAUUGAAUAAUAUUUAUUGCUUUGGUGUGGAUCCUCAAAUUCUCAAUCAUUAUACAUGAUGUUUCGUUCUUUAUUUGAUACCGCAAAAAAUUAUGGUUUCCUUCAUAGUUGUAAGCAAGGAUUUAUUUACCAGCAGAAGUUUAGUCUAGUGAACAUAAAGUUGAAAUGGGUGAAAGAUAGAACAAUGGAUUCUGUUGUCACAUGUCAGAGGGAUCUUAAGGCCGCUGGGAUCCUUGUUUCAAUCAUUUAUUCUUCUCCGGAAUGUUGUCUUCCAAUAUAUCGUCUUUCUCGUCAUCGUGGACAACUUGGACUUCCAAAUGACCUUAAACUCGCCACUUUUAUCAGAAGAUAUCCCAAUGUUUUUGUUGAGUCGUCUUUUCUUGAUAGCGGCGGCUCGCCUGUUCCGUGUUUCGGAUUGAGUCGUGAAGCGUUGAAGCUCCAUUGCAAAGAAGUUGAUAUACUUAGAGAAAAUAUGUUUGAGCUUAGGGAUAGGUUGUGCAAAUUGCUUAUGCUCACAAGAGAUUGGAUGCUUCCACUACAGACCAUUGACCAGUUGAAAUGGGAUUUGGGUUUACCGUAUGAUUACCAGGAUUCUUUUAUUCUGAAUCAUCAUCCUGAAAUAUUCUCUUUUGUUCGCCUCCCCGACGGUCGGGUUGGCUUGAAGUUAUUAUUUUGGGAUGAUAAGCUUGCUGUAUCAGAGUUAGAGAAGAAUGCUUCUCUGCAACAAGAAGAACAAGACAUAAAAAGUGGAACCUUUACAUUUCCGAUCAGUUUUACCAGGGGUUUUGGUUUGAAAAGGAAAAGCAUGGAGUGGUUGAAAGAGUGGCAGAAACUCCCUUAUACUUCGCCCUACACCAAUGCCUCUCAUUUGGAUACUCGUACGGAUGUAUCUGAGAAGAGGGUAGUUGGUGUUUUUCAUGAGCUCCUUCAUCUUACACUUCAUAAGCAAACGGAGCGUAAGAAUGUUAGCAACUUACGCAGACCCUUGGCCUUACCGCAAAAGUUCACUAAAGCAUUUGAACGACAUCCUGGUAUUUUUUACAUUUCCAAGAAGAAUGACACCCAAACAGUUGUUCUGAGGGAAGCCUACAAUGGUGGGGAACUUGUGCAGAAUCACCCCCUUGUUAAAAUUAGAGAGGAAUUUGCGAAUCUACUGAAGAAAGGACUACUUGAUAGGAGUAAGGGUGUAUACAAGAAAAGUAUAGAUGCCAUUUCAUAGUGCUAUAAAAAUGGACCAUGGGAAGUGAAGCCUAUGAAUGUUAUUUGAAGGAUGAUUGUUGUUGGCUCCUCAAACUGAUGGAGCAGAUCAGAGGUUGAUCCUCCUCAAACUGGAGAGUCAACAGAAGUUCUGGAACUCAUAAAUGAUCCUAUACAGAUUGUUGUUAAACCUAAUGGAACUGUUUCGAGCAGUGUUUGUGAGCUUUUAGAGUGCCUUGUGUGCUUGAAUGCCAUGUACCCUCCAAUCCACCAGUGGUCAAAUGGUCACACUUUAUGCUCCUAGCUGAUUGCAUUUGUUACACAAUGAUAGAAGUAGAGAUUAUGAGAAAAUGAUAGAAGUAGAGCAACUGUGUAUAGAUCAUACUUAUCUUGAAUGCAAUUGGAUAGUAAUAGGGUGUAGGCCACUGCGCCAAUAUAAGAUUUUCUAUAUUAGAAUGGAAGUUUGAUGGCUGA